Molecule: messenger RNA, 2870 nt
Organism: Thunnus maccoyii (southern bluefin tuna)
Lineage: Eukaryota; Metazoa; Chordata; Actinopteri; Scombriformes; Scombridae
Product: copine-3-like
Exons: 16
Coding region: 371-2023 (550 amino acids)
Biological process (GO): ERBB2 signaling pathway; cellular response to calcium ion
Cellular component (GO): plasma membrane
Molecular function (GO): receptor tyrosine kinase binding; calcium-dependent phospholipid binding
Source: RefSeq, a predicted model, not a curated record
UGACGUAUCUCCUCUGUGUGCAGUCGACAAGAAACAAGCAGAAGUGUUUCGCGUUCCGCACUAAUAUUAACCUGCCUGUUGUUACGCACAGUGUCAGAAAGUGUUCUUCACUUAAUUUAGGCAUAAAUGUACCAGACACUCAAACAACAGUGAGCUGACUUGACUGAAUAUCAGUGUUGAGUGUGUAACGUAGCGUUAAAAAGCGGCCAGAAGAAGUUCACCGUAGUUGGGCCGAGUGUCGGCUCCGCCCCGGGCUCCUCAGCUGCUCUUGUCAAAUAACGUUAUAUGUUAACGCUGCAUAUACGACCAGAGGCAGACAUUGUUUAUAUUUUGAACAGCUAAACAGGUAAAUAACUCACAACAAGCUACCAUGGCCUCAUUUGGGGCUUCAGCACCAGCAGCCACCCAUAUGGCCACCAAAGUGGAGCUGACCAUCUCCUGUGACAACCUCCUGGACAUGGACGUCUUCUCUAAGUCAGACCCUCUGUGUGCCUUGUACAUCAACACUUCAGGCUCCCAUUGGUAUGAGUUUGGGCGCACAGAGAUGAUCCUGAACAACUUGAAUCCAAAGUUCGCCAAGAAGUUUGUCCUCGACUAUUAUUUCGAGAUGGUGCAGAGGCUGAAGUUUUGCGUUUAUGACAUUGACAACGACACCUAUGAUCUGGCUGAUGACGAUUUUCUGGGAGAGCUUCAAUGCACUCUGGGUCAGAUUGUUUCUAACAGGCAGAUGACUCGACCUUUGAUGUUGACGAAUGGGAGGCCUGCAGGUCGUGGGACCAUCACAAUCUCUGCUGAAGAAAUAACAGACACCAGAGUGGCAAACUUUGAGGUGUCAGCCCGCAAGCUGGACAAAAAGUAUCUGUGGUGGUCCGACCCUUUCCUGGAAUUCUACAAGCAGACUGAAACUGGAUGGCAGCUUGCUCACAGGACAGAGGUGAUAUAUAACAACCUAAACCCAACAUGGAGACCCUUCCGCAUCUCACUGCGAGCUCUCUGUGGAGGAGAUGUGGAGAAACCUAUAAAGGUUUACUGUUACGACCAUCAUCACAAUGGCUCCCAUGACCUUAUUGGGAGUUUUGAAACCACACUUGCAGAAAUGCAAACAGGGACACACAUUUCUCCGGCUGAAUUGAAGUGCAUUAACCCAAAAAAGUUAAAGAAGAGAGGCUAUCAGAACUCUGGGGUCAUUCUCUUCAAGCGCUGCCAGGUGGAGAAGGAGUUCACCUUCCUGGAUUACAUUAUGGGUGGUUGUCAAUUCAACUUCACUAUUGCCAUCGACUUCACAGGCUCCAACGGGGAUCCUAAAAGCCCCCAGUCCCUCCACUACAUCAACCCAGAGGGCUACAAUGAAUACCUGUCAGCCAUCUGGGCAGUGGGUAAUGUCAUCCAGGACUAUGACAGCAACAAGAAGUUCCCUGUCUUUGGGUUUGGAGCUCAGUGUCCUCCCUCCUGGAAUGUCUCCCAUGAGUUUCCGAUCAAUUUUAAUCCAUCAAAUCCUUUCUGUGACGGCAUAGAGGGGGUGGUGAAGGCCUACCAAGAGUGUCUACCUCAGCUGAAGCUCUGGGGCCCCACCAACUUUUCUCCAAUUAUCAACCACGUAGCCUGCUUUGCCAGACAAGCUCUCUACCAGAAUACGGCCACACAAUACUACGUGCUGCUCAUCAUCACAGACGGAGUGAUCACAGACAUGGACCGGACCCGCACCGCAAUCGUAGACGCCUCUCAUCUGCCUAUGUCUAUCAUCAUAGUGGGUGUGGGCGGGGCAGACUUCAGCGCAAUGGAGUUCCUCGACAGCGAUGACAAAUUGCUGCGUUCGCCCAGCGGUCAUGUCGCCUCACGAGACAUCGUCCAGUUUGUGCCCUUCAGAAAUUUCCAAGGAAGCAGUAUGGCCCUUGCCCAGAGCGUCCUGGCAGAGCUGCCUGAUCAAGUGUCCUCCUUCUUCAAUUCUUACAAGCUGAAACCCCCGAAUCUAGUCAGUGUUUCUGGGCCAUCCUGGACAGACCGAAGUGCCUCAUAUUUAUAAUCUGCUUCUCUUGCAACCUCUGUCUGUUUUUACUGCUUGGAAAGGUAUGAAUCAUCGUGAAGCAAGGUUUUUACAGCCACUGCUGUUAUAUGAAUGUGGGGUAAAUAAAAUAAAUAAAUUAAAGAAAUGAUGUCUUAAAAUUGACUUGAUAUUGAUAAUAAGUUGAUAAAAGAAUGAUUUCUGUGACCAAAGAAACAUGAUAGCAUGUUGUGCAUGAUGAUGCCAGGCAAUCACCAUAAAGUAAUCACAGUUUUGUCUAUGCACUAGAAAUGUGACAGUAGGUAUGUUGGUAUGGCUUUGUUGUUUAAAUGUCAUUAUGUCUUGUAUAUUUCUUUUCUCUGUUGUACCUUCACACCUUUUUAAUGUUGUAGUCCAUCUUUCUCAGGGAGAAUUCUUACAAUCUUACUCUGAGACAGCAGCACACAUUACAUGAGCUGGAGACAUGAUGUAAUAGUGUGAUUACAGCAACAAUCAUGGAUGUUGAUGUUUUUCUUUCUAAGUCUGUACUACACUGAAAUAACAGGUGUUUAUACUAUUGGAUUUCUAACCAUCCUUCCACUUUGUACCAUCCAACAUGCUUAUUUUUACACUCUGUUACUCCCAAACUUCAGUACAACUUAACUGAAAAGAUGCUUUCUUAUCAUCAGUAUGUUACCUUUGUUAGCCAAAUAUAAUAAUAUAUUAAUAUAAUAAUACUAACAAUUAUUAUUAGUAUAUAUGAUUGAUAUUAAUAUCAAACAUAUAUGUAGUGUGCUGAUUUUUCACUCACACCAGAAUAAGAAAUCAUUGUUUUAGUCAAGGCUGAUCUGUGUGAAUGCUUGUGACUAAUAAAAAUACAUUCACAUGA